AUGCCUGUGGAGAAACACGCCACAGCGCUCGCUCAAGGAUCCAGAUCCAGGCGUCAGAAGCACUCUUGUGACCAGUGCAGAAAAUCCAAGCGAGCAUGCGAUGCACUGUGUCUGGAUCUGACCCGUCGAGCAUCAUUUAGCACCGUCGAUGGCCAGCGACCACCAUGCUCCUACUGCGCCAGAACAAAGAAACGCUGUACCAUGGAAUGGGCCCGGUCACAGGCUCAGUCUGCGCUGAAAUUCCCUCGCCAACAACCCCAUCCCGAGCGUUUGAGUCGAGACGUUCUCUUCCCAUGGAAGGCUGAUGAGCCCCAGGCCGAGACUGGAUCUGGAACAUGGGAUGACCUGCUCGGAACGAAUCCCUGGGAGCCAGCCAACGUCGAUCUGUCCGGGUCGUUGUUGGACUAUGAUUCGAUGCCGCUCAGUUCCAUAAUACUCAAUGAUAACGAGGUCCCCCAGGAAGAGAUGCAGACGGAGAUGUCUGACGCAUUGACGUCUGCACGAUCUCUGUCUGAUCUCCUGCUACCAGACUUAUCCAGUACCUCAGACCUCGAACUUGAUCCGAUGUGCCAUCAGACGUGGCCGUCCUCCCAGGCGUCCCAGACGUCUCAGACGUACCACAGCCUCCAAUCGACCUCUUCAAAAAGCCCCUGGCGGCCGAGUGACUCCGCCUGGGUGUCCUGCAACCAGCCAUCCUCCCACUGGAACAGCCCCCAAAGCUCGCUCUCCCCAUUUUCCAUCGACCAGCAAAUGAUCACCACAUCCAACUACCACCUGACUUCAGCAAACCUGCUCCAAAUCUACCACGACGUGCUAGAGCACAACCUAUCGUGUUGGGUGACCGAGAUGACCUGUCCCUACCAGCGCAAUACCACCCACGUCGUGCCGGAAUGGGGUUCAUCGUGGUCCAACAGGAUAUACCAGCGCACGAUCAAGCUCGAUCGCGUCGCGCAGUCUUGCAAGCUUCUGCAGCUAACUCGCUCUGAGGACCAGGCCGCGUCCAAGGCUCUGCACCUUGCCAUCAUGGCGUUUGCUACGCAGUGGGCGCAGGGAAGCCGUCGGCACCGCGAGAAAUAUCCCACCGGGGCUCUCGAUCAUGGCGCGGACGAAAUUGCAGAUGGCAUCGCCGACGAGUUCGACCGCAUUCUGCAGCACCACCUUUGGGACCAGGCGCAGCGCGCUCUGCAACAAGUCGCCGAUCUCGAGUCGUACAGAGUGGCUUGUGCCGAGCUGAUCUUCGGAUUGACACAAAGGCCAUGGAAUCCCGGCAACCAGACUCCUGGAUAUAGGAUGGAAGCACGAGGCCGCAAGUUUGCCAUGGACUCGGUCUUGUCACAGGUGCGUGAUAUAAUACGCAAGGAAGGGCCGCCGGUAUACUUGGAGAGCGCCGCUCGAAAAAUGCACGCACUGAAGUAUCGCUGCGACGCGCUCGAAAAGGGCCUCGGCAAGCAGUGCGGCAGUCGAGAGCAGGGCGCCCACGGCAUUGCAGCCAUGAGUUCCGAGGAUCGAGCGACGAUCGGCCUGCUCUACUGGCUGGCCAUCAUGGUCGACACCGUCUCCUCGUCCAUGAACGAACGGCCCGUCGUGGUGGUGGAUGAGGACUGCCAGCACGAAGCGCAAAAAGAGAUCCAGCAAGCUGCGAAUAUGGACAAGUCUCUCGCACGAAGCCGGUGGGAUCUCGACCUUUUCGUGCAAGGAAGCCUCGAGGAGACGCAUCAAACGCACUGGCCCUGCUCCUACGAGGCCGCCGCCGAGGAUGUCAUCAAGUCGGCGCCGGUCAAAGUUCUUCUCUUCCGCCACCUCUCGUACCUACAGAACGCCAUUCGCAAGGGCGCUCAUGAAGAGCAGAUCGAGGACAUCAUCCGCAGCACGACGGCGCUGUAUCAAUACUGGAACAAGACGCACGGUGCCUUCUUCGGCGAACUCGUGCAAAACUACAGUGCGGUUCCGCAGCGUAUCCAGAGCUGGUUUGUCUGUAUCUCUGCGCACUGGCACCUCGCAGCCCUGAUGCUUGCGGAUCUGCUGGAAUUCGUCGACGAGAAUGGCCUGGGUAUGGAAGAUGCCGCUUGCAGUCGUAUCACCAGUCGAAUGGCUAGGAGAACUCGGAAGCAUAGUGCCAGGGAGCUAUCAGCUCUGGCAAGAGUCGCUUCACCGGCUACCCGAGAUGCCAACCUCGGGGUGCCGCAGAUGCCGGACUUUCACCACGCCGUCAACGAGGGGACGCUACUGACUGAGCCAUGGACGAUGAUUCUGAUCAGGGCGUUUACCAAAGCUUGUGUGAUCUUUUUAGGUGAAGCAGAGGAGUCCUUGCGCUAUGCCGGGACUACUCUCGGGCACAAUAGACAUAAUUUUGAGCGGAAUAUGGAGCAGGCUGAGGAUUGUAUGAAGGGGCUGUGGCUGCUGGGUAAAAAGUCGGAUAUGGCACGGAAGAUUGCUGAGACACUUUCACUCGCGUUGGGAAAAUUGCGGAAUGAGUGUGGAGAGUAUCAGUUCGGGCUCUCCGGGCUAUAA
This is a messenger RNA of Aspergillus thermomutatus, 2511 nucleotides long. RefSeq names its product Zn(II)2Cys6 transcription factor domain-containing protein. NCBI's taxonomy places the organism in Eukaryota, Fungi, Ascomycota, Eurotiomycetes, Eurotiales, Aspergillaceae. The record is from RefSeq and is a predicted model, not a curated record. Bases 1 to 2511 code for a protein of 836 amino acids. The transcript has a single exon. Gene Ontology annotation, biological process: regulation of DNA-templated transcription. Gene Ontology annotation, molecular function: zinc ion binding; DNA-binding transcription factor activity, RNA polymerase II-specific.